AUGUCUAAAUACAAGGACAUGGCCAAGGCCAAAUGGCAAGAGAAGCCUGGUGGAAGCCUCCGCGGCCACGUAAGCAGCCUCGCGGGUCGUGUCAAGCCCGACAACAGCGCCGCAAACAACCACGUGGCCCGUCCCAUUUCCGAGCUGCGUGACCCGUCUAGCUUUGCCCCUCCGCCGAAACGUACCGGGUCGGGACUCGCGCCGGCACCGGCGCCCACAGAAACCGGCAAGCGGAAGACGGUCCCCUCGCCGUCGAAGUACCAGGAUCCUCGCACGGGCCAGUCCUUGGCCCUAUACGGGAGCACAGACGGGAUCCGAGAGGAAGAGCACGAGCAUGAGAGCGAGCAGCAGGGACAGGCGGCACCGCGUCCGUACCGCGUCAACACUACUGGCCUGUCGACGGACCACCUGCCUCCUCCGCCGGGGAGAAGAGACGGCACGGGCGGUGAUGCCGCUGCCGGUGCAGGCGGACUGCAGGCCAUCGAGGCAGCCCCACCGCCAGCCUACGAGACCGCCGCGGCGGGGAGACCCAGUCUGCCGCCGCGCCUGCCACCCCGCACAAACACCGGCACGGCAGCCUCAUCCAUGGCCGAGUCGCCGUCAGCAGACAGCAGCAGCCGGUACCUCAACCAGGAGGCCAUCAGCCGUCUCGGCUCAGCAGGCGUAUCAGUCCCCGGGCUAGGCAUCGGAUCACAGAAACAGACGACGGCGACGGCGACAGCGACAGCGACAGCGACUCCGCCGCCCCCUCCGCCUCGUCGACCGUCUAACCAGCCUCAGGGGCAGGUCAACGAGCUUCAGAACCGCCUCGCGCGCUAUGGCAUCUCCAGUUCUAAUGCUACUCCUCAAGUCCAGCAAGAGCAGCAGCAGCAGCCACAGCCGGCCCAGGAGCAGGAGCAGGGUCAGCUGUCAGGUGGCACGACGUGGGCGCAGAAGCAGGCCGCCCUGCGCACGGCCUCGUCGUUCAACAAGGACCCAUCCUCCGUGUCCGUGUCGGACGCCCGCACAGCCGCCGGCACGGUAAACAACUUCCGUCAGCGUCACGGUCACCAGGUCGCUGCUGGUGCCAAGAAUCUUACCUUCGCCAUGCCAGACUAA
Messenger RNA from Geosmithia morbida, 1098 nucleotides. RefSeq lists its product as uncharacterized. The record is from RefSeq and is a predicted model, not a curated record. NCBI's taxonomy places the organism in Eukaryota, Fungi, Ascomycota, Sordariomycetes, Hypocreales, Bionectriaceae. The transcript has 3 exons. The coding region runs from base 1 to 1098 and encodes 365 amino acids.